Messenger RNA from Hypoxylon fragiforme, 999 nucleotides. Its product is annotated as Alpha/Beta hydrolase protein. The transcript has 3 exons. Lineage: Eukaryota; Fungi; Ascomycota; Sordariomycetes; Xylariales; Hypoxylaceae. The coding region runs from base 22 to 999 and encodes 325 amino acids. The record is from RefSeq and is a predicted model, not a curated record. Gene Ontology annotation, molecular function: hydrolase activity, acting on ester bonds.
AACAGACCUAUAUAUAGAACGAUGCUAACCUGGGCCAACGCCAUUAAUCUUGGCUCUGCUGAAGAGUGGUCUCUCAAGAACAAAUACGGGCAGGAAUACCUCAUACAAAUUGGAUUCCCCCGUGACUGGCCCGAGAGCACAUGCUCUUCCGGCGAUAACGGAGUGCCUGUUAUCUACUUGCUAGAUGGGAACUCAGUUUUCCUCACCGCGCUUGAAGCACUGCAAAGGAGACUCUCACUAGGGCUGUCUUCCUUCCCAGCCGGUGUUGUCGUGGCCAUCGGCUACCCGAUCCCACCACAUUCAGACCAUCUCUUCAAUGCUAGGAGGGCCUGGGACUUCACACCACCGGCGCCGAACAACACGGAGAUCGAAGGGGGAGCCAACCAAUUCUUAGACUUUAUCAAUGACCGUGUCAGGCCCUUUGUCUGCCAACGGUUGCUGGACAGACGUGGCGUGGCCGUUGGUAGGGAGGCGCUCUACGGUCAUUCAUUUGGCGGACUAUUCUGUCUCCAUGCGCUCUUUACACAUCCGAAUGCUUUCGACUGCUUCAUAGCUAGUAGUCCUAGUAUAUGGUGGAAUGAGGAGUUCAUAUUAAAAGAAGAAGCUUCAUUCAGACGGAUGAGUACGAGCGAUGACAGCUUACGAGGACCGUCCCUCAUGCUGUUUGUGGGUGGCCAAGAACAGAAUCCACCUCGGCGCCGUGGAGAGUCCAGUGAUAUGUAUGAAAGAAGGAGACGGAUACAUGGGGAGUUGCGCAUGGUGGACAAUGAACCGUGGUCUGUGGCUUUCGCUCUGGACAGUAUCAGCAGUAUCCCUACUCUCUACCUUGGAACGAUCGCUGCUGCGUUUCUAACCAUGUCAACUCGGAGGUGGGGAUACGGGAUGUGGGCGAUCGUCCGCCCCAUAGCCGCAAUCCCUCUACUCCUUGUUUUCGGCCUCCUUCCCGAGUUAUCUUCAGGUAGCAGCGCAUUUCUCCGCCGGCCACGCAACAAGGAUUGA